This is a messenger RNA of Maudiozyma saulgeensis, 1809 nucleotides long. The record is from the annotation of a GenBank genome assembly. NCBI's taxonomy places the organism in Eukaryota, Fungi, Ascomycota, Saccharomycetes, Saccharomycetales, Saccharomycetaceae.
AUGAAGCUGCUGAAAGAUUUAAUUAUUCAGCGUAAGGAAUUACAGAAUUGGGAUGAUGCAAUAACUUGGUCGAGAAAUGGUACUUUAUACUUUAGGACGUCACCAGAAAUAACAAUUGGGGAACCUAGAUACCAGGAAAGCUCGCUUAUUAAUAAUAAUGCAAAGGGAUUGUUUUACACAAAGGAAUAUCCUUUAGUUGUUGAUAACGUGAUGGAGUUCGAGACUGCGGCAGAGAAUACCUUUCUCAACACCCAGCCGACCUCGUUUGUCAGAACAUGUAAACCUUCUAAAGUUGAUGAUAGUGAGUAUUUAGCUGUAUUAACGAAUAAUUUCAACGUUAUUAUAUAUAAAGAUAAGAACUCCGUUGCAAAAAUCGACCAACUGGGAAACAAUGUACAGCAACGAUGUUUUCAUGCAUUUGAAUGGUCACCUCAUGAUAAUGUUAUUGUUGUUGGUAAUGAAGUUGGCGAGCUUUUAUUCUUCAAAAAAGAACUGGAAUCUGACAACUUUGAUUUAAUAAAUAAAGUUGAGAUUGGUGAAUUACAGUCACAAUAUAUUACUGAUAUUCAUUGGAAAGGAAAUAAUCUUAUUGUAACUGCAUCUGAUAAUUCGAUAUGGAGACUUGAAUAUGAUGAAAGUCCAUCACACCCUAUAAUGGUAAUUGAUAGUUCAAGAUUUAAAAUAUUCGACAUGGCCACAAUCAAUGACCGUUUCAUCGUUGCCACUGCAUCUGGUCAUCUAUAUAAAUAUGACUUGAAAUCCAGUAAAUUAGAUAUCGAAAGACUCCCUGUGGCGAAUAAUUUUUAUAUUGUCCCAAUUAAAAAUACGAAUGUUUUAAUCCUGGUGUCAAACGUUAACAGUUUGACUAUUAAGAUAGAUUUAGAUUCCGAGAAAAUAUCUCCACAAUCGGAUACUCUAAUUGGUCCACACUUGUCUCAUAAAUCUAAGAAAUGGAAUGAAAUAUGGAAUGAAUCAGGGAAAUAUGAAACAACUUUGAAUGUGUACGGCGUAUCGCUAUCACCAGACGGCUUCACAGCUGCGAUUUUAUAUAAUGUAAACCGUGUAACAUGGAAGUAUGUGAUUUCUUCACAACGUCAAUUCCAUGUGAUGUUUGUCCCACUAUGUGACCAAUGGGAAAUAUCCAAUGAUGCUACUGGGCUUGCAUCAUACCAAACCCAUAUUAUAUACCAAAGGGGUAAUUUACCACAGAGAGGGGCUUUAACAAAUGAUAUUUUGUUUGAGUCAGUUGAAUCUAACUCAAAUUUUGAUACACAAAUCGAUUUCAAGCAAUAUUUGAUCAAUUAUUUCAAUGAUGAAAAGCUAAAUAAAUUAAGGUUUAACAUUUAUUUAGACAACACUGAUAGUAGAUGUAUAGAAAUAUUCCGGAGAUUAAUUAUAAAAUAUGCUUUAUCUAAAUUAGAAACAAUCACAAAUGUAUUAGAUAUCGCAUGUCUUACAGCACUUAUUAGAACGACAGACACUUCUUCCAAUUUCAAUAUCCCAUCCAAUAAAUUUGAAGAAUAUACUAUGAAAGGCCAGUUUAUUACACAAGAUUUCGCCAUCAAACCAAUCAAUGAUACUACUGAAUUCUCCACAGAGGAAAUUAUUUCUAAGGAAGGUAACACCUGGAAACGAUGUGCCGUAACACUACUACCAAUACUCGGCUUAGCUGUAAAAAGGUGCCCUGUCACUAACAAAAGAGUCAUAGAUAUCGAUACUGAUACUCUUAACGAAUAUGGUUGGUUCACUAGAACAUUACUCGAGAUAUUUUCGAAAAAUAGUGUAUAUACUGGUACCGCUAUGGUAUAG